UUUUGAGGAAACGUUUCGCACAUUUUUUUUAAGACUUUGUAAAUGAAUAAGUGUGUGGGGCAGGCACAAAAACGUCGUUAGAUGAUUUCAGUAAGUAAAUCAAGUCAAGAUGAUUUGGUGCGCUCAUCAUCGUCGUGUCGUCACGAGUGAUGCUGAGCGCGCGGGUGGGGCCUGGAUGGAGAGCAAGGUGCUGGCGCUCGCGACGCAGGCUGCCUGCCUGCCUGCCUUGCCUACGCUGUGUUUCACUGAGCGGGGACUCUGCGGCCGGCCUCCGCCUGCACGCCGCCGCGGGCCAAGCGCGCGCCGCCGCAGAGGAUGAACGCAGCGGCUGACGUCGUCCUCCUCGUCUCCUAUCGGCCUUUUGUCUCGCUGCGCCUCGACGGGAGCUUCGGCCCCGCUUUGGCUGCUGGGUCUUCGACUUGCGCUGCUUUCGCCGCGAUGUGACGCGCGCGUUGCCUGCCGAUCGUGCGCGCGCCAUCCAGAGCAAAAUGACGAGCGACGCGCAGGAAAUGUCGCCCGACUUCGUGCUCAUGCGCCUGGUGUCCGCCGCCGAGGAAGACCGCCCGGAUGCAGAGAGCGGCCCCGCGCCGCCGGGGGGGGUCGUGGUGGCGGGGCUGGGCCGGGAAGCGCUGGCUCACAAAGCAGCCUUGGAGCUUAGCCGAGACGCGGGCCUCGAGCGGAACAAAGCCCCGGCCUCUUGCGGCCCGGCUGCACCUGACGGCGGCGACGGCAGAGGACCACCGUGUGCGCCUCCUCGGCCUCAGAGCCCCGCGCAGACUCCGGGAUGCGAGUUCGGCUCUGGUCUGCGUCCUCAGCUGCUGGUCUUCUCGGACUUUGUGCGGAAUAGGGACGGAAUCUUAGAACUCAACCAGCAGAGGACUCCGCUGGGCUUGGACCUACAGAGUCCGGGCUCGGGGGCCGGUUGCUCUGAACCGACCCUCGGUAACAACGCUCGGACCCCGGAAGAGGUCCGGCAACAGCAGGAUCGACUGGACAGAAUCUGGGGGACGUGUCCUCCGGUCCCUCGGUCCACGGAGCCGCAAGGAUCUGCAGAAGUGUGCCACGGACACCGACUGCUGUCCAACCCGCCCGAGUGGCCUUCGCCGUCCUCGCCGUCGGGGGGUUCCACCCCGCUGGCCGUCAUCGACCCUGGAUGGACCUGCGCCGGCCGGGACCGGGAAGGAGCCGUGUUGGAGUUGGCCCGGAGGUUCGGGGAGCUGGGGGUGGGCGCGGUACCAAAGAUGCUCCUCAAAGCGGGCGAACUCCCUCAUUGCGCGUGUCAGGGGGCGCACGCGCCGGGUGAGGAGAAUGCCGACGACCCGGCCGUCACCAGCGACGCUCUGCUCGUUCUGGAAGGGCUCGGCAGCGACGAGGUGGCCGGGCUGGGCUUGCAGGACCGGAGUCCGGAUGACAAGGAACGGCACCGGCACUUUUUAGUCGGCACGAAAGCAGACCUGGACGGCAAAAUGCCUUCUUUCCGGGCGGAAGUGACAAUGGAGGAGGUCAGCGAUGAGACGACCCGAGCUGCCAACCCGGUUUCGCAGAACUCCCCACAGGCCUCCACCCUCCGCAGGAGACCGGAGAGGUCCGCUAGUGCCCCACGGACCCCCUGCGGGGCGACCAAGACGCUGAGGGUGGCCGCCUUGGCCGCCAGGUCCAAGAAGGGCUCGCUGAGGGUCCGCCUGAGCAGAUUAUUCCGCACCAAGAGCUGUAGCGGCUCCACGCACCUGCUGGACCAGGACUGCAGGAACCCCAUCGGGACCCUGGCAGACGCGCACAUGAGCGCCUCUGGACCUGCGCUGGACUCGGACAGCGUGGAUCACGAGGCGGCCGGGAGCAGCGGCAGCAGCGGCGGGCUGAACCGGGCCCACGGUGCCUUCUGUCCCGCCUCCCUCUCGGCCUUCACCGGGGAGACGGUGUCUCUGGUGGAUGUGGACAUCUCCCGGCGAGGGACCACCAACACCACUCACCCGCCCACACCGCCGCCUCCACCACGGCGAAGUCUCAGCCUUUUAGACGGCAUCUCGGGUCCCCAGUCGGGUGGCUUCCUGUUGAGCGUGAUGGGUGCGUCCUUGCAGUCCCUCCCCCUGCCACUCCCCCCUCCCGCUCCUCCCUCGCACGCCACCAUGCAGCACAGCCUCAGCCUCAACGACGCUUUCCUGCGAGCGCUUCCUCACGUCAACCCAGCGCAGGCCGACACGCCGCCCGCCUCCAGGCAGGCGCCGCCGUCCGUCCUCUGCGCCCUCCGCAGGUCCGAAGCCAGCAACUUCACCGCCAGCCUCCGAGAGCUGGAGAAGUGCGGCUGGUACUGGGGUCCGAUGAACUGGGAGGACGCGGAGAUGAAGCUGAAGGGCAAACCCGACGGAUCGUUCCUGGUCCGAGACAGUUCCGACCCAAGAUACAUCCUCAGCCUCAGUUUCCGCUCGCAGGGCGUCACGCACCACACGCGCAUGGAACACUACCGUGGCACAUUCAGCUUAUGGUGUCACCCCAAGUUUGAGGACCGCUGCCACUCGGUGGUGGAGUUCAUCGAGCGCGCCAUCAUGCACUCCAAGAACGGAAAGUUCCUCUACUUCCUGCGAUCCCGAGUACCAGGCCUUCCUCCAACGCCAGUGCAACUUCUGUAUCCCGUGUCCCGCUUCAGCAACGUCAAGUCCCUGCAGCACCUUUGCAGAUUCUGCAUCCGGCAAACCGUGCGCAUCGAUCACAUCCAACAACUUCCACUACCCAGGUCGCUGGUGUCCUACCUAAGUAAGUUUUAUUACUACGACCCCGAGGAGGAGAUGUACCUGUCGAUCAAAAGCAUCCGGGCGGCGCUGGAGGUGCACACAUAGCACAAAUAACGACAACAUCAACGCGCCACGUGGAGGCCUGAGUGUCGGCCAGAAGGAGGACCUGCUCCCGCUGCAGCUUCUCUCGGCUCUUGUUGUUCCUGCGCGGACUGCCGCCGAGCCAGUGUUCAGGAGAAGCUUGGCGUUGUCCUUCCUUCCUCGAAGCUCCGUUAGGAGAGCAAAGGGCAGAUGGACGCUAAAGUGCUUUUCGCUUUGAUUGUUUCUGUUUGGACCGGUCCUCCCUUUUCUCUGCAGCCUUCUCUUUCUCUCUUUCUGUCCAAUGUGAUGAUGGUGGCUUCAGGAUGCUCUCAGGGCAGACAUGCCCACACAACAUGCUGUAUUUGUUGUCUCAAUGCAAGGAGACCUCAGAAAGUCACUCAGCAGUGGAAAAAAAGCGUAUUGAGCAGGAUGUCACUCAUUUUGCAUUUUAGGGUGAAUUUUGCCAUUCGCCGGAGUUUGAAGAAUUUGCCCUCGAAACUAGUUUCGGUGAUUUUUUUAAACAACGCGAUCAGAAGCGGAGGAAGCUUGCAUUGUUUGACUGGAGGUUCCAGUAUAUGAUGUCAUUGUUUGAUUUUGUAAAGUUGACUUUUCCCAUCAUCCCUUGCUGCAAGACAAUUUGUGUGCGUGCGCUUAUGCGUGCACGUGUGUCUGCCCUGAGUCGUCUUCAUGUGUUGAAAUGUGGUUUGCUCAUUGUGUUUCUCACAACAUGGCGGCUCUUUUUUAAGUCAACAUAAAAGAAAAAUGCAAACUUG
This is a messenger RNA of Syngnathus acus (greater pipefish), 3583 nucleotides long. It is a transcript of the gene socs7, whose product is annotated as suppressor of cytokine signaling 7. Gene Ontology annotation, biological process: intracellular signal transduction; phosphatidylinositol phosphate biosynthetic process. NCBI's taxonomy places the organism in Eukaryota, Metazoa, Chordata, Actinopteri, Syngnathiformes, Syngnathidae. The transcript is spliced from 10 exons. The coding region runs from base 489 to 2834 and encodes 781 amino acids. The record is from RefSeq and is a predicted model, not a curated record. Gene Ontology annotation, cellular component: phosphatidylinositol 3-kinase complex. Gene Ontology annotation, molecular function: 1-phosphatidylinositol-3-kinase regulator activity.